UCCUCUCCUCUCCCCUCCUCUCUUUGCCGGAUGAAGCCUCAUGCUACGACGGUGCAGCUUCUCCUUUGGAGAAGCUGCCUCAAGCAGUUCCUCAACCUCCUCUCCAUAUUCGCCUUCUUCCUCUCCCUCUUCGCCAUCCUCCACUUCUCUUAUCGCCACUUGCCCUUCCAAUUCGACUUCUAUUCCUCCUCCCUCUCUCCUUUUCCCUCUCCCUCCUCUGUUUUGACUGCAUCAGAUUCUUCAUCUCCUUCCUCCGCCGUCAGCGUCGGCAGCAGUAUUGGUGCAAACUACAGAGCGGAGGAGGAUUGCGAUAUAUCUAAGGGCGAAUGGGUGCUCGAUUCAGCGGCAGAAGAUUACUACUACACGAAUUCCAGUUGUCGUAUGAUCCAAGAUCACCAGAAUUGCAUGAAGCACGGUCGGCCGGACGUGGAAUUUCUCCGGUGGCGGUGGCGGCCGGAAGACUGCGACCUCCCCCGCUUUGACCCGAGGUGGUUCCUCGAGCUAGUCAGGGGGACGUCGGUGGCGUUCGUCGGCGAUUCCCUGGCCAGGAACCAAUUGCAAUCGCUGCUCUGCCUCUUGUCAACGGUGGCUCAUCCGGAGGACAUCUCGAGCUCGAAAGACACACAGGACCGGCGCCUCUUCUACGGCGACUACAACUUCACCGUCGCCAUCUUCUGGACGCCGUUUCUGGUGAAAAGCUACGACGCGGGCGGCGAAUACACCCACGUUUUCUUGGAUGAGGUCGACGAAUGGGCUGGACCCCACCUGGCCGCCUUUGACUACCUCAUCCUCUCCUCCGGGACUUGGUGGACCCGCCCCUGCAUCUACUUCAAGAACCGCGAGCCCUUCGCCUGCAACUACUGCCGGCCUCCCGCCCCCGCCAACCUGACCCGCCUCGGCCUCUACGAGGCCAACGGAGCGGCGUUCCGGGCUGCGCUGGACGCCCUGCGGUGGUACCAGGGAGCGGUGGUCCUGCGCACGUUCUCACCGUCGCACUUCGAGGGUGGUCAGUGGAACGCGGGCGGGCACUGCGAUAGGAGGAAGCCGGAGGCGGAGUGGCGGCUGGAGGGGAUGGAGCUGGAUCUGUACAGGACGCAGGUGGAGGAGUUCCGGAAGGCGAAGAGGGAGAUGUGGGUGCUGGACGUGACGAGCGCGAUGGUGAUGCGGCCGGACGGGCACCCGGACGUGUACGGGCACCCGGCGGAGAAGCGCGUGGCGAUGAAGCAUGACUGCGUGCACUGGUGCUUGCCGGGACCGGUGGACGUCUGGAACGAGCUCUGGCUUUAUAUGCUGAGCCAGAGGCAGAGGCAGCUGGUGUAGACCGGAGUGUAGUACAAAUUCCUCUGCCACAACUGUUCUCUAGUUUUAAUUUUCAUUUUCAUUUGAAAUUUGAUCAAUUUUUUUUUUUUUUGUUGAUCAAUUGUUCGUUGGACAUUAAGGAAUGAAAUACGAGCGUGCACUAAAUA
Zingiber officinale is the source of this 1466-nucleotide messenger RNA. Its product is annotated as protein trichome birefringence-like 21. Gene Ontology annotation, cellular component: Golgi apparatus. Lineage: Eukaryota; Viridiplantae; Streptophyta; Magnoliopsida; Zingiberales; Zingiberaceae. The record is from RefSeq and is a predicted model, not a curated record. Gene Ontology annotation, molecular function: O-acetyltransferase activity. The transcript is spliced from 2 exons. The coding region runs from base 31 to 1320 and encodes 429 amino acids.